This is a messenger RNA of Phacochoerus africanus (Common warthog), 1951 nucleotides long. It is a transcript of the gene RSRC2, whose product is annotated as arginine and serine rich coiled-coil 2. The record is from RefSeq and is a predicted model, not a curated record. The transcript has 10 exons. Bases 234 to 1481 code for a protein of 415 amino acids. NCBI's taxonomy places the organism in Eukaryota, Metazoa, Chordata, Mammalia, Artiodactyla, Suidae.
CAGCAGGCUGUGCGACGCGCCGGGCCUUAGCCCGUUUGUGCCAUCCGGGUCUCUCGUUCGAGCGAUUCAGUCUGUGGCGAAUCGUCAAGGCGGUCGGUACUGUGGAAAGCGGCAAGUGGAGGCGCCGCUCUAGCGGCCAGGACUCUGGACUAUGGCGGCUAGUGAUACAGAACGAGAUGGACUAGCCCCAGAAAAGACAUCCCCAGAUAGAGAGAAGAAAAAAGAGCAGUCGGAUGUAUCUGUUUCUCCUAGAGCCUCAAAACAUCAUUAUUCAAGAUCACGAUCAAGGUCAAGAGAAAGAAAGCGGAAGUCAGAUAAUGAAGGAAGAAAACACAGGAGCCGGAGCAGAAGCAAAGAGAACCAACUUCUUCUUAAAACAGGCAAGAAGACAUGAAUCCAAAGAUAAAUCCUCUAAGAAACAUAAGUCUGAGGAACAUAAUGACAAAGAACAUUCUUCUGAUAAAGGAAGAGAGCGGCUAAAUUCAUCUGAAAAUGGUGAGGACAGACACAAACGCAAGGAAAGAAAGUCAUCGAGAGGCAGAAGUCAUUCAAGGUCUAGGUCUCGUGAAAGGCGUCAUCGUAGUAGAAGCAGAGAGCGGAAGAAGUCAAGGUCCAGGAGUAGGGAGCGGAAGAAAUCAAGAUCCAGAAGCAGAGAGAGGAAGAAAUCACGAUCCAGAAGCAGGGAGAGAAAACGUCGUAUCCGAUCUCGUUCCCGCUCAAGGUCGAGACACAGGCAUAGAAGUAGAAGCAGGAGUAGGACGAGGAGUAGAAGUCGAGAUAGAAAGAAGAGAAUUGAAAAACCAAGAAGAUUUAGCAGAAGUUUGAGCCGAACUCCUAGUCCACCUCCCUUCAGAGGCAGAAACACAGCAAUGGAUGCACAAGAAGCUUUAGCUAGGAGAUUGGAAAGGGCAAAGAAAUUACAAGAACAGCGAGAAAAGGAAAUGGUUGAAAAACAAAAACAACAAGAAAUGGCUGCAGCAGCUGCAGCUACGGGAGGUUCUGUUCUCAAUGUUGCUGCCCUGUUGGCUUCAGGAACACAAGUAACUCCUCAAAUAGCUAUGGCAGCUCAAAUGGCAGCCUUGCAGGCUAAAGCCUUGGCAGAGACCGGAAUAGCUGUACCUAGCUAUUACAACCCAGCAGCUGUGAAUCCGAUGAAAUUUGCUGAACAAGAGAAGAAAAGGAAAAUGCUUUGGCAAGGCAAGAAAGAAGGGGACAAAUCCCAGUCUGCUGAAAUAUGGGAGAAAUUGAAUUUUGGAAACAAGGACCAAAAUGUCAAAUUUAGGAAAUUAAUGGGUAUUAAGAGUGAAGAUGAAGCUGGAUGUAGCUCUGUUGAUGAAGAAAGUUACAAGACAUUGAAACAGCAGGAAGAAGUAUUUAGAAAUCUGGAUGCUCAGUAUGAAAUGGCAAGAUCACAAACUCACACACAAAGAGGAAUGGGAUUGGGUUUCACAUCAUCAAUGCGAGGAAUGGAUGCAGUUUGAAGAAAAUCACACUUAAUAUUGGGACUUUAUAGACUUCUGGUUCUGAUGUCAGGUCCUUGUUCACCAAACAGCUAGCAUUCUAGCUUGCAUGGGUGUUGCAUUGACUUUAAUUUAUUGAAAAAUACAAUUUUUUGUAAAUAUCAGAUCAGUGAUACUGGUGUUAGUGUUGUAAUCAGGUUAAACCCACUUCCAUUAAACUUGACAGGAUUAUAGAAGGACAAUAUUUUUUAGUUCAUGAAUUCUACUUUUCAAAUAUAUGAACGCUGCAGGUGGGAUAAAAAUCUCAUACAUGGAUUUUUGGUGUCCACUGUCUUGUGUACUUUUGUACUUAACCUUGUACAGUUAUUUUCAUCUCUUGAAACAUGAAAGAAAUGUUAAUGUAGAUGUUCUUUAGAAGAUCUGGCCAUUUGGUACAUAAUCCAGCACAAAUAAGCUGGGUGGUGAUGAUAAUAAAAAUGGUUUUCUCAAAA